Messenger RNA from Osmia bicornis bicornis, 3093 nucleotides. Its product is annotated as UDP-glucosyltransferase 2-like. The coding region runs from base 392 to 1975 and encodes 527 amino acids. The transcript has 5 exons. Gene Ontology annotation, molecular function: UDP-glycosyltransferase activity. NCBI's taxonomy places the organism in Eukaryota, Metazoa, Arthropoda, Insecta, Hymenoptera, Megachilidae. The record is from RefSeq and is a predicted model, not a curated record.
GGAAAACGAUUACUAGUUCAAUUAAUCGUUCGAGUAAAAGUACACGUGCUCGUCCCACGUGUGAUAAAGUCAAUUGAUCAAUUACGGAUUCAUUACUAACUGUCAGGAUUAUCCAUCCGACGGAAGGUCAGACUGAUCCCCGAUAGAACUGACAUCCCCGCAUCUCUAAAUAGACAUUAUUACUGCCAUAGAUAACGGUUAUAGUAACAAACGUUGUAGCCUGGUGAACAUAGUGAUUCAGCAAUAACAGUGAUAGUUUGGAAAAUAAAGCGCUGCUGAUAUCGUACCGCCUCGAAGUUCAUAUUGCGUAAACAUAGAAGUGACGUGCAGGUUUUCCUUUUAGUAGCUCCCUAUCCGGGUAUCGAAACAGUUCAUCACUGCACCGAGAAGCAUGAAGUUGAACGUUGCGGUCGUACUGUGCGUCGUCUGCGCGGUGUGCGUUCUCGAGGAGACUCGCGGCGCCAGAAUCUUGGCGGUGGUCCCGACGCCAUCGUACAGCCACCAGAUCCCGUACAGAAAAUUAUGGACAGAAUUGCACAAACGUGGCCACGACGUGGUGCUCGUUACGGCGAAUCCGAUCGCCAACAUGACCACGAAGAAUUUUACUCAAAUCGACAUAAGCAGUAGUUACAAAGAUCUGCAAGCCCUCAACUUCUUGAAACUCCGAUUCGAAGGAGUAAGCUGGAUAACGUUCGCGGAGAGUUAUUUAUUCGACUUGAGCUAUACUUUCGCUGAAUCUGUUCUAAACAAUACGGAGGUGCGACGAUUGUGCGCGCCUGGCAGUAAAGAAAAGUUUGACGUUGUUUUGACGGAGCUACUGUACAUGCAUUCGGUGCCUGCCUUAGCUUACAGAUUCGACGCUCCUCUCAUAGGAUUAAGUUCGUUAGGACUCGUUGCCAUCCAGGAACAUGAUCUCGGAGGAUUCAUAUUGCCUUCUCACGAGUACACUUGGGAGAUGGAAGCAAACACCGGUCCGAACUUAUCAUUUUGGAGGAGGUUGUGGAAUUACGUAUCCUUGUGGCGAAUAACAUACUCGAUGUACCGCGAUAUUCCUCGCCAUCAAGAGAUGGCCGAACAUUACCUCGGUAUGCGUCUACCUCCGCUGACUGACAUUACGAGAAAUGCUAGUCUUCUAUUCGUCAAUCAGGCGGAUGCUUUGACGCCAGCUCGUCCGAAGUUACCGAACAUGAUCACCUUCACUUCUUUCCACGUCAAUGAAAAUCCUGCCCCUCUGCCGAAGGACCUGCAGCGUUUCUUAGCCGAAGCGAAGGAAGGAUUCAUCUACUUCAGUCUCGGUAGCAACGCGAGAAGUGCAGACAUACCGAUGGCGGUUCAACAGGUUUUCUUCGACGUGUUCGCGAAAUUGCCGUACAAAGUCGUGUGGAAGUACGAGAACGACUUACCGGUGAAACUCGACAACGUAUACGCCUCGAAGUGGUUACCUCAACAAAGUAUUCUCGCUCAUCCGAACAUCAAGCUGUUCAUAUACCAGGGUGGAUUACAAAGUACGGAAGAAGCUGUGAAUUUUGCUGUCCCGCUAUUGGGCUUCCCGAUUCUUGCUGAUCAAGAUUAUCAAGUAGCCAGGAUAGAUACUCUUCGCGUUGGAAAACGUAUGGAAAUUCUAACAGUCACGAGGGAAGAAUUGGACGGCGCCAUUAGGGAGAUUAUCACUAAUAAAGAGUACAAGGAGAGAAUGAUUCACCUUCGGGAUCUCAUUAGAGAUAAUCCAUACGAUUUAAUAGACAAUCUCGUUUGGUGGACAGAGUAUGUGAUUCGACACAAGGGUGCACCUCAUCUUCGUUCAACUUUAGCCGGGCAGCCUUGGUACCAGCGUUACGACAUAGACGUAGUGAUGUUUUUAACGAUCGUUGUAUUUGUGAUCGCAUCGAAAUUGGUGAACAUUGUCGCUACACUUGCAGUGCAUCUUUACAAACGAUUUUUGAGCUCUGCGGUGCAGAAGCAAAAGAAAAGUUAAUAAUUAGAUAGCAUUAGGUGUUUCACAAUAUAAAUUUUAUCGAUCGAGAAACCAAAAGUUAAUCAAGCCUACUGUAAGUUUAAUAGUUUAACGGCUGGUGUCUCGUGUUCACAUCAUCCUUUAUUCUAUUUCUCUUAGCCAUAUUGUGUACGAGGAAAGUCGCGUUGAAAUAUUUUUAUUUUAAUAGCAGCGUAAUUAAUGUUGGAUUCUCAAAAGCGUUGCACGUUCGUUCAUCACUGCGAAGAUGUGUAGGUAAUUAUGUGAUACCGAAUUUUUUUUCAUUACGCCGGGUUUUCACGAGUAAUUAUUCGACAUCAUAUACAAUGUAUCACUGAAAUAAUUGCUUCUCGGUUUUUAAAUUAACGGCAUUGAGCCAGUUAUGAAAAAUAGAAUGGAAAAUUCAUUUCAAUCGUUUAAUUGUACAAAUCAGUUCUGAUGCAACGAGGAUUGCAAUCUUUAAUAUCGCUAAAGUUUAGAUCGAUGACGUUCGAUGUCGUUUUACGAUUAAAUCCAUUCGAAGAGAUACAAUAGUGACAUUUUGCAGAAAGUUCUUCCGUUUCAUUCUGUUUUCCACUGAGCUUUUAUUAGCCAGCCACAACUUGCGAUUUAAACUGUUCAAAGGACAUUUCCCGAGAGUAAUGUCUCUCGAUUGCGCUCCUUCAAGAGUUUCAACUUCAUUUAUCGCUAAAAUCGAACGAUUGACGGAAAGGUUCUGCUAGUUAUGAACGAUUUAACGUUCCUCAAGGAAAUUCUUCGAUAAAUUUCCGGUAAAGCGUCUUAUCAUUAUGCCUCACUUCUAUUUUUAAUAUCCUCUUCGAUUCAACAACUUCAGAGCGUAUCUAGUCGAUUGGAUAUUAUUAAACCCUCAUUCGAUGCAAUUAAGAAAUGGACAACUCUUUAAAAGAACGAUAAAAAUAGUACCAGUUUAUUUGAUCUAAUUGAUUUAAACUCUUCCUAUUUUCAUUUACGAUUAAUUAUAAAUUAUAAAUUAUAAAGGGAGCCAUGUAUUUGUUAACGAAACGAAUCGAAACUGCAGUGACAAUUACAGCAGUGGUCAGUAUUAUAAAAUAUUCCAACUAUGUAACAAUUAAACUGCAUACAUUAUUGCUGAACGAUAA